Melampsora larici-populina 98AG31 is the source of this 387-nucleotide messenger RNA. RefSeq lists its product as uncharacterized. Bases 1 to 387 code for a protein of 128 amino acids. The record is from RefSeq and is a predicted model, not a curated record. Lineage: Eukaryota; Fungi; Basidiomycota; Pucciniomycetes; Pucciniales; Melampsoraceae. The transcript has 2 exons.
AUGGGAAAAUCAGCCAAAUUCUACAAAAGACCCACGAAGAAAGAAAAACUUGGUCUCUCAUCAAACUCCGCUCAAAUUCGUUCAGCUAUCAAACUCAGUAAAUUCAACCAACCUGAAAAACCUACAAUUUUGAAACAUGAACGACCAAAACCAUUGGCUAGCUCAUCAACAACUCAAACGCACUCUUUGAUUCAAGAAGAGGAACAAGAGGUCGAAGAAAUGGAUAUCGAUGAGCCGACAAAAAAGAAACGAACAGGACUCAAAUCUAAGGUUUUGAAGAAAUCAAAAGAUUUAGAUCCUUCAAGAAAACCUAAAGAUUAUGUUGAUCUAUAUGAUCAACCGGAUCGAAGGAAAAAAGGCAAAACUUCAAAGAAUCUCAGCAAGUAG